CAUAGUCAUAAGCAUAGAUAACCUAUGAAACAAUGCAAGAGAGAGGCUCUUCGAAAGUUUUAUGCAAAUAAGUAUAGGUACGAAUAAUUUGUAAAAAAAAAAAACUGAAUUGAGCAGUUACAUACCUGAAGAAUUUUCGAUUUCAAGCCUUUGUCUAACAGUGCUUUUACUAACAGCAAUUCAACAAGUGAUUUUGUCGAUUCAUCAGGAUAUCAAUCAAUUCGAUGGAGUGAAUCGAUUCCCUCAUCAUCAAAAAUUAUCAAGAAUACAUAUUAGGUACUCAACAUGAUGGAAACUGUAUCUGAUGUGUACGAUCUCUUCUACCCUAGCCCUGUCAGCCUGAAAGAAAUCUCGUCUAUCGUAGUUGCGGCGGAUUUAUGGCGUAAAGAAAUCUGUUCUCGCCUGGAAAGUAAUAAGAAUUCGCACGAAUUACGUUUGAAGAAAAAUAUCGCGCUGGAACAUACGACUCUCAAUCUGCCAUCGGCGAUUCACAACUUAGUGGAGAGAUACGUGCACACAUUCAGAGACUCGAUUUUCUCAUGGCAGGAGUAUCAUCGGUGUCGUGUAUUCGAUCGUAGUGGUCGGAUGAAUAUUUGGAGCCGAUUCGACGAUUUCGCUUGGGACUGGGAUGGCACCAUUCACGAAGAGCGCACAGCCAAACGGAUGAUGAUGUGCGAUCGACUCACCAAAGUCGAGAAAUUCAAGAUCGCUUGUUUGUACUGCUUCGAAGAUGAUAUCAAACAGAUUUGGCCAUCUGUCCGCAAGACGAACGAGUUGAAUAUUAAAAUUGAUUUUAAUAAUCGUCCGGAACUGUACUACUGGAUAUGCUACCUUCGAAACGAAUUGCACUUGAUUCCUAAUGAGAACAAUUAUCCUAUCGACGAGUUGAUGAUUAUUAAAUCAAGUGCGCUUGAAUCUAGAUGGAGAAACCGUUCAUACGUUAUGUAUUUUUGGAAUCGUUUACCUUCUGAUAGCCAGCCACCACGACAGGCCUACUCAAAUCACAAAUGGCUGCAACUAUUCGUUAGAUUUAUCUUACCGAAACUAAACGAAUAUCAAUUGGACAUUUUCGUGGCCAAAAAUGGUUGCGAUGUGAUAGAAUCUCUGCUGACAUUUGAAUCAACACUAGCUCAUGUUCUUCCAACUUGGAUGUACAUUCGUAGCAGGGUCGAUUUAAAAGAUUUUACGCGUUUUAUUAACGGACUGCUAGAAGAAAAGUAUUUCUGUGGCGCUUAUUUUCAUUCCGAAAAAGUGUGGAAUUUGUGCAGCAAGAUAUGGAAAAGUGCUCCGCAGCAUUUCAAACGAGCGGUGUUGGAUGAUGUAUUAUAUAAUGAUCUAUUAUCUCGCAUUAGAAACACAUCGAGACUAUGGGACAAUAGAAGAAUGACGUUACUGAUCACAGUAUUGCAAGAUGCUACUUUCGAAGAGAGAAACGCAUUUUUGCAUAAAAAUUGGCUAAAUUUGAUCUUCAUCGCACAUGCCAAAGAUUUAGAUGUUAUGAUGAAAUCGUCUUUUAAAAAUGAAAAUGAAAUUACGUUAUUCAAAGAGAACGUUAUGUCGAUGUAUGAAAAUAUCGCGAAAGAUUGCGCCUUGUUGCUGAAACAGGGUUCGUUCGAAGCGUUAAAUCACCUUUUGUCUGUUUGCUGUCUCGAUGAGCGAAAAAGAAAGGAGUUUAAACGGCGAUUACUGAGUUCGAAUUAUGUCGGAGAUAAUUCUGUAUUGACAAUUAACUUAAUCGAAAACAAUAAAUUGCUGAAUGAGUUCAUCGACGAUGCUUUUCAAGAUGCUGCCGAUCUCGGCAUUGAAUUUAGAAACCAACUGAGAUCAUCUCCUGUAACCCAAAAAUGUUUACUCGAAUGUAUUCGCAAAGGAUGCUUCGUUUAUCUGAUGCAAUUCGUCGACUCUUUCGUUUUAGAUGAACGAAUCGUAAUGUCUAUGAAAAAACGAUUUUUACGAUAUUUCGAAGAGCAACUCAUUGCUGAUAAAAUUUCGAGCAUAGAUAGCCAUAAGCUGCAGGUAUUUCUUAUGUGGUUGGUGGGUAGCGAAGAUGAAGUUAUCAAAUUCAAAGAGUGGAUACCAGUUAAGGAUAUUUUUCGUACUAUGAUGCCAUAUGAGUGUAGAAUCAAAUUAAAUAAUGAUCCUAAACCGAAAUUUCCUCAGAAGGUGGAUCAUUUUUUAUCGUGGUAUUUUAAUAACGAUAAAGAAGAAAUUGACAAGUUUACAAAGCCGUUCCUGGAAAGUAGAAAACGUAAAAGAAUCGUCUAGCUAGGGUUAAUAAUUUGUUGAAACAAAAGUUACUGUUAUUUUCUAUAGCCUACUAAUUCAGCUUGUCAAAUUGAUGUACUAACCUACUUAGUUUACUUUGUUUUGUAUUUUUAUUCGCUCGUCGUAAUUGUAUUAUUGUGUUUAGGUAUUGAAUGUCAGUUGCAGGUAAUAUCCGAAUGUAUCGUUUGAAUGCUCGUAAUAAAAGUAUUCGAUAAAUUUUACCGGCGAA
Messenger RNA from Planococcus citri (citrus mealybug), 2494 nucleotides. RefSeq lists its product as uncharacterized. The transcript has 2 exons. The record is from RefSeq and is a predicted model, not a curated record. Bases 286 to 2265 code for a protein of 659 amino acids. Lineage: Eukaryota; Metazoa; Arthropoda; Insecta; Hemiptera; Pseudococcidae.